Molecule: messenger RNA, 2985 nt
Organism: Phragmites australis (common reed)
Lineage: Eukaryota; Viridiplantae; Streptophyta; Magnoliopsida; Poales; Poaceae
Product: ABC transporter G family member 11-like
Exons: 10
Coding region: 426-2579 (717 amino acids)
Cellular component (GO): membrane
Molecular function (GO): protein binding; ATP hydrolysis activity; ABC-type transporter activity
Source: RefSeq, a predicted model, not a curated record
UGUUUCGCGCCGCGGUUGCAUGGCCUUCGCCCUUCGCGCACACCAAACGGAAUGCCCUCAUCUCCAUUGCGUGCUACCACCCCUGCUUAACCCCAGGUCAAACCCUGCUCUCUCUCUAUUUACUCCAUCGUAGCCACUAGCCACCCCUGCUUCCCGCUCAUAAAACUCGCCGCCUCGAGCAGAGGAAGCACGCACAGACACCACCAACUCGCUUGCAGCCUACUGCUAGUAGUAGUUGCAGAGGGGACAAGCUCGGCCCGGCAAGGCAGCCAAGAGCCGCCACUCCCCUCGCGUGAAGCUGCGAGGAGGAGAACGAGGAGGAGGAGAGGAGAGCCAUUCUUGUGGGCAAGAAACACGAAGGUUUCCAGCUGCCUGGAUUCCUUGCUCGGUGCGGUCUGCUCUGCUCGGAGAGAAGAGGAGCGGGGAUGAUGAGGAAGGGGGGAGUGACCGGGAUGGGGCGGGAGGCGGCGGUGGCGGUGGCGGCGGAGCUGGAGGACGCGGGCAGGAAGGCGGCGGGGGCCGAAGCCGCGGCGGCGGUGCCGGCGCUGAGCCCGCUGAGCGAGACACUGUGGCGGGAGAAGGCGGCGGCGGGUGCGUUCCUCGGGGACGUGUCGGCGCGGCUGGCGUGGCGGGACCUCACGGUCACCGUCGCGCUGGGCAGCGGCGACACGCAGGCCGUGCUGCAGGGGCUCACGGGCCACGCCGAGCCGGGAACCAUCACCGCGCUCAUGGGACCCUCGGGGUCCGGCAAGUCCACGCUGCUCGACGCGCUCGCCGGCCGCCUCGCCGCCAACGCCUUCCUCUCCGGGACCAUCCUCCUAAACGGCCGCAAGGCCAACCUCUCCUUCGGCGCCGCGGCCUAUGUGACACAAGAUGACAACCUGAUCGGCACACUGACGGUGAGGGAGACGAUCUCAUACUCGGCGCGCCUUCGCCUCCCGGACAAGAUGCCCAGGGAGGAGAAGCAGGCCCUGGUUGAGGGCACGAUCGUCGAGAUGGGGCUGCAAGAUUGCGCUGACACCGUUGUCGGAAAUUGGCACCUGAGGGGGAUCAGUGGUGGUGAGAAGAGGAGAGUCAGCAUUGCCCUGGAGAUACUGAUGAGGCCCAGGCUGCUAUUCCUGGAUGAGCCCACCAGUGGUCUUGAUAGUGCUUCAGCAUUCUUCGUGACGCAGACGCUGCGCGGGCUGGCGAGGGAUGGUCGGACCGUCAUCGCGUCGGUCCAUCAGCCGAGCAGUGAGGUUUUCGAGCUUUUCGACAGUCUGUAUCUUCUUUCAGGGGGGAAAACAGUCUACUUCGGGAAGGCCUCUGAGGCUUGCGAGUUCUUCGCCCAUGCUGGUUUCCCAUGCCCGCCACUGCGCAAUCCAUCGGAUCAUUUCCUUAGGUGCGUCAACUCCGAUUUCGACAAGGUGAAGGCCACUCUGAAAGGAUCAAUGAAGACAAGGUUUGAAAGAUCUGAUGAUCCUCUUGAGCGAAUCACAACUUCGGAGGCGAUGCGAAGGCUGAUCAGCUACUACCAGCACUCACAGUACUACAUCAAUGCACAACGGAAAGUAGAUGAGAUGGCACGGGUUAAGGGAACGGUGCUGGAUUCAGGAGGGAGCCAAGCUAGCUUCGGAAUGCAGGCGUACACGCUCACGAAGCGAUCGUUCAUCAACAUGUCAAGGGACUUUGGGUACUACUGGUUGAGGCUUAUUAUCUACAUUGUUGUGACAGUCUGCAUUGGGACUAUCUACUUCAAUGUUGGCACUGGAUACAGCUCCAUUCUGGCUCGGGGCGCGUGUGCUUCCUUUGUCUUUGGCUUCGUCACAUUCAUGUCGAUCGGAGGGUUUCCAUCGUUUGUCGAGGACAUGAAGGUCUUCCAAAGGGAGAGGCUCAACGGUCACUACGGUGUGCUGGCAUUUGUCAUCGGCAACACGCUCUCGGCGAUGCCGUUCCUGAUCCUGAUCACCUUCGUGUCGGGCACGCUGUGCUACUUCAUGGUGCACCUCCACCCGGGCUUCACGCACUACCUCUUCUUCGUCCUGUGCCUCUACGCCAGCGUCACCGUCGUCGAGAGCCUGAUGAUGGCCAUUGCCAGCGUGAUCCCCAACUUCCUCAUGGGCAUCAUUAUCGGUGCAGGGAUUCAGGGGAUAUUCAUGCUGGUAUCAGGGUACUUUAGGUUACCACAUGACAUCCCAAAGCCAUUCUGGAGGUACCCCAUGUCAUACAUCAGCUUCCACUACUGGGCAUUGCAGGGGCAGUACCAGAACGAUCUGAAGGGCCUGGUGUUCGACAACCAGGACGACGAGCUGCCCAAGAUCCCCGGGGAGUACAUCCUGGAGAACGUGUUCCAGAUCGACGUGAACCGGUCCAAGUGGCUGGACCUGGCCGUGCUCUUGAGCAUGAUCAUCAUCUACCGCCUCCUCUUCUUCAUCAUGAUCAAGGUGAGCGAGGACGUGACGCCGUGGGUGCGCGGCUACGUCGCGCGGCGGCGGGUGCAGAACAGGCGGCAGCGCAAGGCGGAGCUCGCGGCGGUCCGGUCGCCGUCGCUCCGCGGGUACGUGGUGGACGCGGCCAGCCUGCCGGCCGACCACCCGUGAAGCAAUGCAACGCGUGUAGCGCAGGAGAACCGAAGGAUGUUGGUGGACACAGAGGCUCAAACUAAAUCUAAACUGAACACUACUCUGAUAUGAAUGUGUGUUGUGUUAUAGUAGCAACUGCUGAAGCUGUCUUUGUGUAUUCUCCGAUACACUGCUAAGGUGUAUAUCAGCAGCUGAAUGCAAGGUUUGAUGGUCUCGUUCUCUGUUUCAACUGUAACCGCACGCUGUGUGCAUCUCGCGAUGCAGAGGCCGGAUCGUUACUCCGUUAUUCAGAAACUAUCCCCUCUGGUGUUUCUUCUCCUUCUUGGUGCACACUCUCAUGGCGCCAAGAGAGGUAGGCCUUGGGCUAUCAAGAUACCAGUACUAGCAUCUUGCAGCAUGGCUGUGUGCAUCCGAGCUUAAAUUA